Siniperca chuatsi (mandarin fish) is the source of this 1723-nucleotide messenger RNA. RefSeq names its product TNF superfamily member 10 (gene tnfsf10). Lineage: Eukaryota; Metazoa; Chordata; Actinopteri; Centrarchiformes; Sinipercidae. Bases 125 to 976 code for a protein of 283 amino acids. The transcript is spliced from 6 exons. Gene Ontology annotation, cellular component: membrane. The record is from RefSeq and is a predicted model, not a curated record. Gene Ontology annotation, molecular function: tumor necrosis factor receptor binding. Gene Ontology annotation, biological process: immune response.
CUGCUUGCAGGGGACGGGGAGGGUAGAAGUCAAGGAGGCAGCUCUCUGCCAUUGUUCUUGUUCUGGAAGUCUGGGAACGGGACGGGACGACGCUGGUCGGGUACCGGACGGCGGGUCGGUCGGUAUGACGGGCUCCGGUCCGAAGCUCGGGGUGCUGCUGCUGCUGGCGGUUCUGCUGCAGACUGUGGUCGUCACCAUCACCGUGCUGCACUUCACCACGGCUCUCAAUUCGAUGAAGGAGACGUUUGCCAGGAGCAGCGUUUCCUGCCUGACGGGCGCUGACCUGCAGAGCAUCACGGCUGUACGGGGGGAUCCAUGCUGGCAGGUCACUCAGCAGCUUCACCUGCUCAUUGAGAAGUCUCUGUCUCAGCGUUACCAGAGGCAGAUUUCAUCGGCAGUCAGAGAUGAAGUGUCUCGGGUUCUGCCCUCACUCGUGAUGGCAGACAGGGCUUCACCUCGCCCCAAAGUCGCAGCCCAUGUCACUGGCAGCUUUGUGCCCAAACUGGAGCGAGAGGGAGGAGCUCCAGUCUCUGCUGGCCGUCGAGUUCAGGGCCAGAAGAUUUCGUGGUGGGAGGGGCAGAAGGGGCUGGCUUUCCUCCAGGACGUCCAGCUGGUGGACGGGGAGCUGGUGGUGCCGCAGCCCGGCCUCUACUACGUCUACGCCCAGACCUACUUCAGACACACACACUCCCUGGAGGACGAGGGCGAGGACAGCGAGGAGGCGGAGGACAGAGGGAGACCCCUGUUGCAGUACGUCUAUAAAAAGGUGAGCUCCUACCCGGUUCCCAUCCUGCUGAUGAAGACGAGCCGAACCUCCUGCUGGUCCCGGGGCUCCCAGUUUUCUCUGCACUCCGCCCACCAGGGGGGGCUGUUCCCUCUCAGCAGCGGCGACCGCCUGUUUGUCACAGUGACCAACGCCUCUGCUGUGGACAUGGACGAAAAAAGCAGCUUCUUUGGGGCGUUUCUCAUCAGCUAGACGAUCAGACGCAGGACUCAGGAUCGCAGGUUGAUCUGGGGAAAUCAACCAGAUCUACAGACGCCAUCAUGUUUUUAAUGUUUGUGAUGAACGCAUCUGUCUGGUAAAACACCAAAUUAUUGCAGCCUCUAGACUUCUCCUAUUAAUGAGCCCAGAAAAUGAAAAGCUGCAACAUAGCGACUCGCGGGGAAGCCUGUCUUUCUUUUUUCAAGAUCACAAACCGAAAACAUUUGACAACACUGGUUUCGUGGGCGGAGAAGAGACCGAUAUGGAUUUGUGGCUGUGUGUAUGUGCGAGAGCUAAUCAAACUCAACAAAUAUUUGUACUUGAGUGUAUUAAAUUUGGUGUGGCUUGGACUCGACAGAGAUUACAGUUUCUGUUGUACAAACAGAAGCACUAAGUUUUUUAAGGUAAAUUUAAGUGUGCAGAGCAACAGAUUUUCUGAAUUAAGUCCAAACUAGUCUUGAACCACUAAGAAGAAACUUUGUAUAUAUAUAUAUUUUUUUUUUUACAAAAUAUACAAACAAAUAUAGACCCUACUUGUUCAUGAACAAAGCUUUCCAUGAUGUGGAGUGUAAGCUGUGAGCUGACGUUCUGCACACCAAAGUUGAAUUCAGAUGUGAUUUUCCUGGGUGUAUUCUCGCCAUGUUCCUCUGACGCCUGAUUCUUAACUGGUUUUCACCCAUAGUUUACCUAUCACUGGGAUUUUUUCACAGUAAAUCCUUGAAGCAGUUGUUUGCAAAAAAA